Malurus melanocephalus (red-backed fairy wren) is the source of this 543-nucleotide messenger RNA. It is a transcript of the gene SGF29, whose product is annotated as SAGA complex associated factor 29. The record is from RefSeq and is a predicted model, not a curated record. The transcript is spliced from 4 exons. The coding region runs from base 1 to 459 and encodes 152 amino acids. Lineage: Eukaryota; Metazoa; Chordata; Aves; Passeriformes; Maluridae.
AUGUUGGACCCGCAUCACGUGACCUCCCCCAUCACGAGCCGCCGCCAUUUUGUCCCUCCCCCCUCAGCCGCUGUCAUGGCGCUCGUCUCGGCCGAUUCGCGGAUCGCGGAGCUUCUGGGGGAGCUGCACCAGCUCAUUAAACAGACGCAGUUCACCAAAAUCCUCCUUUUUUUCCCCCAAAACCCCACUCCCACCUCCCGAAUUCCCACUUUUUUUCCGAUUUUUACCUUUUUUCCCUUAAAUUUUUUUUUUUUCCUCAGCGUUCUCCGCAGAGCUUUGGAUAAAAUCGCCGAGAUCAAAUCGCUGCUGGAGGAACGUCGCAUCGCGGCCAAAAUUGCAGGGAUUUACAGCGAAGCGGAGCCGCCCAGGAAGACGAUGAGGAGGGGGGUGUUGAUGACGUUGUUGCAGCAGUCGGCCAUGACGCUGCCGCUUUGGAUUGGGAAACCGGGAGAAAAGUGAGGAAAAAUGAGGAAAAAAAAGGGUUUUUUGGGAAAAAUUAUGGAAUUUUGUGGGGAAAGUUAAGAAUUUGGGAGGAUUUUGAGG